This is a messenger RNA of Gorilla gorilla gorilla (western lowland gorilla), 1673 nucleotides long. It is a transcript of the gene DNLZ, whose product is annotated as DNL-type zinc finger. Lineage: Eukaryota; Metazoa; Chordata; Mammalia; Primates; Hominidae. Gene Ontology annotation, biological process: protein import into mitochondrial matrix; protein stabilization; protein folding. Bases 152 to 688 code for a protein of 178 amino acids. Gene Ontology annotation, cellular component: mitochondrion. The record is from RefSeq and is a predicted model, not a curated record. The transcript has 3 exons. Gene Ontology annotation, molecular function: protein-folding chaperone binding; zinc ion binding.
AGGGCCCCAUCAGGCCGCCAGGGUGCGGCAGAGCGCAGCGCGCCCCCGACCCGGAGGACGGAAGCCCAAGAACGCCGCUUCCGCCCGGUGCCCACUUCCAAGAUGGCGGCGGGGCGGGGCCAGGGCAGGGCGGACGGAGCCGGCGAGCGGGAUGCUGCGGGCUGCGCUGCGCGGCGCGCCGAGGUUGCUGAGUCGCGUGCAGCCCCGGGCGCCCUGCCUGAGGCGGCUGUGGGGCCGCGGGGCCCGUCCGGAGGUCGCGGGGAGGCGGCGGGCCUGGGCCUGGGGCUGGCGGCGCUCAAGCUCCGAGCAGGGGCCGGGGCCCGCGGCGGCUCUGCGGCGCGUGGAGGCGGCGCACUACCAGCUCGUCUACACCUGCAAGGUCUGCGGGACUAGGUCCUCCAAGCGCAUCUCCAAGCUGGCCUAUCACCAAGGCGUGGUCAUUGUGACCUGCCCCGGCUGCCAGAACCACCAUAUCAUCGCGGACAAUCUGGGCUGGUUCUCGGACCUGAAUGGGAAGAGAAAUAUCGAAGAGAUCCUGGCGGCCAGAGGCGAGCAGGUGCACCGUGUGGCGGGCGAGGGGGCCCUGGAACUGGUUCUGGAGGCUGCAGGGGCCCCCACAUCCACUGCAGCUCCGGAAGCGGGUGAGGAUGAGGGUCCCCCCAGCCCUGGCAAGACGGAGCUGAGCUGACUCCUGCGCUCCCUGGCACUGUGGGACUUCGGCCUUCCAGAAGGAGGUUUUGGCCCUGGGCCUCUCUGGACGUGGCCUGUUUUCUAUCAAUAAACAGACAUUACUUCCAGAUGCUGGGGCCUGUGGCCCUCGUGGCCUUUCUUUUUCUGGAGUUAGAACGACUGCUCUGAAUCCCUGGUGCUGCUGGGUGGGACAUCGGAGCCGCGGGACCUCUCGCCUCACCACAGUUCCUUCUACACGGAGUCACCCAGCACUUGCCCACAGAGGCCACAGUCGUGUGGAAAGGGGGCUGGAUGUGGAGUCAGAACCCUUCCUGGCUGUCGCUGCGUGACUUUGAGCAGGUCACCACCCCCGUGAGCCUCAGCCUUCCUCUGCAAGCCCCUUGCCGCCCCCUGGCCAACUCUGGCGGCCUCCCUUCCGUGAGCCAGUGCAGACCUGAGCCCUGGCCCUCAGCCGCCAGCCACCAGCAAAACAGUGAGCAAACCAGGCUGCUUGCUGGCCCAGGCAGGACGAGUAGCUAUGGCGUGGCCGUGUGUUAGGAGUUCCAGGCCCCUCCCGGGGGAGCCACCUGGGCCUCCUUCCCUCGGUGGACAGCACUCUGGACGCCCCCAGGGCCCUCCGAGGUGUGUGGGGUUUGUCUCGCAGCCUUGUUUGUGCGCAGGACGUUCCCGUGAUGAUGAAAGCGAGCAAACACAGCAGCCUGUUUAUUUGCAGAAGCGUUCUGGGCAGCGUGACCUUCAGCAUUCAUCACCCGCCACACUCCGGCAGGGAAGAGAAUGGGGCGAGGUGGGAGUUGGAAGCAGGACUGAGCACGACAGGGACCCAGUGCGGCCCCUCCCGGUGGGACACAGCCGGGACUGCCAGCUCACAUCCGGCCCGUGGGAGGCCGGGGCGCGGUGGCAUUGUUCCCAAUGUGCUUGUGGCGUGGGCUUUGCCUCGAUUACCCCCUGUCCUUCUUUCAGCCAACAACCCUCUAUUAUUCCCA